AUAGACGACUUGGGUCGCGACUUGUCGUGUCGUGUUCGCGGUCCUGGGCAGCGGACGAAAGAAGACGGGAGAGAAAGAUUUUGGGUCCUUUGGAGUGGAGGGACGGGGGCACAGAUGUCAGCCGUCACUGAUCAGACGAAGAAAGUGGCAUCCAUGUAUGUUUCAGGUUACUUUUCACGUCUGGCGACCUGUGCCAUCCUUGUUCGCGUGGCCAGACCCGCCAUAUUCUCCUACCGAGGAGGAGGGGGAUGCUUGACUGGGACGUUGCCCUCUCGGUCUCGACGAGAUUGUGCGCUGGAAUUCGCGGUGCCUUCGGGGUUAUGUACGGAGUCUGCGGACUAUUCGUACGGAUGA
Molecule: messenger RNA, 354 nt
Organism: Colletotrichum costaricense
Lineage: Eukaryota; Fungi; Ascomycota; Sordariomycetes; Glomerellales; Glomerellaceae
Exons: 1
Source: RefSeq, a predicted model, not a curated record